AUGAGUCUCGUCCGUGGUAUUGGCGGCUACGAAACACCCCAAGCCCCCAACGACUUUCAAAGAACAUCAAUCGAACACGUUUAUUCGCAGGUAGCCGCCAUGGAGUCCAUUGCAACUAAUGUGGAAGGCGAAGGCACGGCGACCAGGAAGCAGAUGCAACCGGGCAAGCGAAAAGUCAAAACUGGUUGUACCACCUGCAGCAAAAUUCGUCGAGUAAAGUGUGACGAAGCAAAACCUUUCUGUGUAAGAUGUACAUCAACGGGUCGAAAAUGUGAUGGCUACGACAUCAAUGCAAACCCGCGAUCUCGCAAAUGUGAAGUAGCGCUGGCAAAGACCUCGCCGAAUCGGCAUCCACCGACUGCCGUGUCAGCCGCCUCCAUGGCUAUGUCCUUACCAAGGCCGCUGCUUGCAGAUAUAUCCGGAACUCAAGUUGAGCGCUUCUACUUCAAUUGCUUCAGAACGAUCGCAGGAGAAGCAGUGGGUAUUCGCCACAAGUACAACGCCAUGUUCUGGAAGGAAACUGUCCCCCAAUACUGCUACGAGGUGGAAUCUAUGAAACAUGCCUUCAUCGCGUUCGGAGCUGCUUAUCACAAUUUUCAAACCGCCGGAGAAAGAGCUGAUCCUUCAGCCCCGCCGAGCAAAACCGAACGCUUCAUUAUCCAGCAGUACAGUCUAGCCAUGAAGGGGCUGGCGCAAGACACUCAACAAGUCAGCGUCCGCAGAAGAUACGGCAUCACCCUCAUUAGCUGCAUCGCCUUCUUUUGUAUAGAGAUGCUGCGGAAUGACUGGCAUGCGGCCCUAACUCAUUUAUCAAAUGGCCUCCAGCUCAUGGCAAACUUGCCAGACGAGGUUUCCGACCUCCUGAACAACCCUGAAAAAUGGAGCCAAGGGUCAGAUACCUCGCAUGCCAGGGUAUUGUAUAUGCUGCGGCUACUAUCUCGGUGGGAGGUAGCCAUGAGGCUGAUAACAGGCGACUUUCGUCCCCGUCUGACCCUACGAACGUACGAGGCUCGAAAAUUAGAUGCGUCCGCCGGGACAGACUUCAACACCCUCGAAGGAAUCUACGAAGCUGUAGAUGGAUAUUGCCAAGAUGCUAGCGCAUUUGCCUGGUUGACUAGAAAUCACCAAGGCGACACCCAUUUCUGGGCACAGCAUCGUCCCAAGCUCCAGCACUCUGUGUUGAUGGAGCGAUCCCGCCUGAUUGGAAACAACAUCUGCUUCUUCCAGAGCAACUCCGAUAUGAAUGCCCUGAGCAUGCAAGACAACAUUUUCUUCAACGCCAGCAUACUCCGCCAUAAAGGCGCCACUCUUAUACUGAGGAUGCUUCCACUGCCCGGAAUAUACGACAUGUCACCCGAGCCUGGCGAAAUAGCUCAGUUUGAGGAUUUUAUCCGCGCUGCAGUCAAUUUGCGUGAUUUACUAGUCGGUACAACAGUGGGCAAAUUAGUGGAAGAAAACGCCAACGUCGAUCUCGCUGUUGUGCCAACACUUUACGUGACGGGGAGCAGUUGCCGAGAUGAACGGCUGAGGAAGAAAAUCCUAUCCCUGGCAAUGGAGUGGCCACGCCGAGAAAAUUUAUGGGAUGGGCCAGCAUUGAGGCAUAUGCUCGAUGUGAAUGGGCUAAGGUCUAGCAGAUCGACGAGUCCAGUGGCGAAUCUGGCGAGUGAGACGGUGAAGUGGUCCAGUAGCUUACCAGGAAUGUGGUUUUAA
Pochonia chlamydosporia 170 is the source of this 1710-nucleotide messenger RNA. RefSeq names its product C6 zinc finger domain protein. Bases 1 to 1710 code for a protein of 569 amino acids. Gene Ontology annotation, biological process: regulation of DNA-templated transcription. The record is from RefSeq and is a predicted model, not a curated record. Gene Ontology annotation, molecular function: zinc ion binding; DNA-binding transcription factor activity, RNA polymerase II-specific. The transcript is spliced from 3 exons. NCBI's taxonomy places the organism in Eukaryota, Fungi, Ascomycota, Sordariomycetes, Hypocreales, Clavicipitaceae.